AUGGCAACUAUUACCCCAGAGGCACUGAAGGAGCUACUGAAGUACUACAAUUUGUCUCGACAGGAGUUUAUAGAGACGUACAACAUAAAGCCUCUUGUUUACAUCCCCGAAUUACCCUCUGGAGCGAAGACGACAUUUGUCAUCAUGUAUGCUGUGAUUUUUGUGUUAGCACUCAUCGGAAAUAGUUUGGUCGUUUACAUUGUUGUCCGAAAGCGCACGAUGUUAACAGCAACAAACAUUUUUAUUUGCUCCCUGGCGGUGAGCGACCUCCUCAUCACUUUCUUUUGCAUCCCUUUUACAUUGUUACAAAACAUAUCCUCAGAGUGGCUUGGAGGUGUUUUAGUGUGCAAGACUGUCCCAUUUGUCCAGACAACGGCAAUCGUGACAGGCAUCCUGACAAUGACUUGUAUCGCCUUGGAGAGGUACCAGGGAAUAGUCUACCCCUUGAAAAUGAGGAGACAGUACACUCUGAAAAGAGCAUACAAAAUGCUAGGGCUGGUUUGGAUAGCCUCUGUGAUCGUGGGUUCCCCCAUGCUGUUUGUCCAACAGCUUGAGGUGAAGUACGACUUCCUGUACGACCAGCACCACGUGUGUUGCCAGGAGCGGUGGCGGUCCCUGCGGCACCGGCAGGUGUACGCCACCUUCAUCAUGGUGGCGCUGUUCCUGCUGCCCCUGGCGGCCAUGCUGUUCCUCUACACGCGCAUCAGCAUCGAGCUGUGGGUCCGCAAGCGCGUGGGCGACUCCUCCGUCCUCAGCACCAUGAACCACCGCGAGGUCAACAAGAUCUCAAGAAAGAAGAAGCGGGCGGUCAAAAUGAUGAUCACCAUCGUGCUGCUUUUCACUAUCUGCUGGGCCCCAUUUCACACAGUCCACAUGCUCUUUGAAUACAAUGACCUGGAGAAACACUAUAAUGAAGUCACCGUCAACAUGAUCAUCGCAGUUGUGCAGGCCAUCGGCUUCUUCAACUCCUUCAACAACCCCAUCAUCUACGCCUUCAUGAACGAGAACUUCAAGAAGAGCUGCCUGUCCACGCUCUCCACGUGUCUUCUCAAGCCAAACCACCACCACCACCACCACCACCACCACCACCAGGGCGGCGCCAUUGACCGACCCAUCCACAGCGUGCAGUUCAUCAAGCCCCUCAGAUGGGGGCCGUUCCAGAGCAACAGCGUGGGCGACGCCAACUCUCAGCAACACCUGGCCGACAACGGGGGCUCGUCCUCGUCCAACAACGACGCCUUCUCCGCCUUCCCCGAGGUCAAGAUCUCUGGCAUCACCUCGCAGCUGCCCGCCAACAGCUCUCACGCGAAAUGA
Molecule: messenger RNA, 1314 nt
Organism: Sardina pilchardus (European sardine)
Lineage: Eukaryota; Metazoa; Chordata; Actinopteri; Clupeiformes; Clupeidae
Gene: qrfprb
Product: pyroglutamylated RFamide peptide receptor b
Exons: 6
Coding region: 1-1314 (437 amino acids)
Biological process (GO): cellular response to hormone stimulus; G protein-coupled receptor signaling pathway
Cellular component (GO): plasma membrane
Molecular function (GO): peptide binding; neuropeptide Y receptor activity
Source: RefSeq, a predicted model, not a curated record